GGCAUUCAGCAGCACUCAACCAACCGACAAGAUGACUACGCUCAGUGCUAAGGACAAGGACGCAGUCAGAACCUUCUGGGCUAAAGUGUCUGGAAAGGAGGAGGAGAUCGGCACCGAUGCUGUCGCUAGGAUGCUGGCGGUGUACCCGCAGACUAAGACUUACUUCGCCCACUGGAAGGACCUGAGCCCCACCUCUCCCUCUGCGAGGAAGCACGGAGUGACUGUGAUGAAAGGAGUUGCAGAUGCUGUGUCCAAAAUCGACGACCUGAAAGGAGGUCUUCUGCCCCUCAGUGAGCUGCAUGCCUUCACUCUGCGUGUGGACCCUGCCAACUUCAAGAUUCUCUCUCACUGCCUCCUUGUGGUCCUGUCCAGCAAGUUCCCCAACGACUUCACCCCUGAGGCUCAUGUUGCUCUGGACAAGUUCCUGGCUGCUUUGGCUCUGGCCCUGUCUGAGAAAUACCGAUAAACAGCAGGAGAAGAUGAAGGAGACUGCAGCAUGAGCUUACGUUGCAUAAUGAUUAAUAAAUGCAUUCAUGCAAAAAGCAAAGC
Molecule: messenger RNA, 549 nt
Organism: Etheostoma spectabile (orangethroat darter)
Lineage: Eukaryota; Metazoa; Chordata; Actinopteri; Perciformes; Percidae
Product: hemoglobin embryonic subunit alpha
Exons: 3
Coding region: 32-466 (144 amino acids)
Biological process (GO): oxygen transport; hydrogen peroxide catabolic process
Cellular component (GO): haptoglobin-hemoglobin complex; blood microparticle; hemoglobin complex
Molecular function (GO): organic acid binding; heme binding; iron ion binding
Source: RefSeq, a predicted model, not a curated record